This is a messenger RNA of Anopheles gambiae (African malaria mosquito), 5586 nucleotides long. Its product is annotated as phenoloxidase-activating factor 2. Gene Ontology annotation, molecular function: serine-type endopeptidase activity. Lineage: Eukaryota; Metazoa; Arthropoda; Insecta; Diptera; Culicidae. The record is from RefSeq and is a predicted model, not a curated record. Bases 1532 to 2812 code for a protein of 426 amino acids. Gene Ontology annotation, biological process: proteolysis. The transcript has 3 exons.
CGAAUGCUUCACUUCAACAGCAGGGGUUCGUUUCAGCAAAACAAACAGCGCCGUGAAGUGUCUUCCAAAAUUUAUUCUACUUUUCUUCUUCUGUAUUUCCUACCCUGGGACGGCUACAGGCCGAGACGGCACGGAAAAAAACGACAAAACAACGAGCAGGAAACGAGUUUGGUAACAUCGCCCAAGCUCCAACCCAGCGAGCGAUCGCCGGUCAAGGUGAGUUGGCUGACGGCAUUCUUCAGGGUCAGCGCCUUCUGCGCGAUCGUAUUAUAGCUGCAGCACGCAGGCAGAAGAACAUCGAUUGCAGCAAUAUCUACCGCUGCUACUGCUGCUGCUGCUGCUGCUCUUCCUCCUUCGGGAAGAGAUCGAACACGGGCCAAUUAGCACGGCCAAAUACGGAAGGCGCAAGCGAGGAGGUGCCAAAUGGCGUUUGCGCGAGUCGGGUGCAAGCGGGCAGAGUUAAUUAUUAUUCCGCACAAUUUGUCCAUCCGGGUCCGGCGCUGUUGUUUGUUUGCCAGGGUUGCUUCGAUUGGAUGAUUUUGGCACGUCACCCACCACCUCGAGGUGAAUGCUGGAGUUGGGAGUUGGGAGUUGCGGCUGCGAAAUGGUCAAGAUUAUUAAAAAAAGGCAAAACUGAAUCAUUUUACAGGGGGUUUUGUUGCUGUUUGUUUUGCACACAGGGAGGAUUUUCCAGGUAUUUAUAACGAUCUUCGACGCAGCAAACAAACUAUCCUCACAAACAUGUUUCAAGGUUUUUUUUGUGGCUGUGCCUUGAACGAGCUGUUUGUUAAAAGCCUAGGAAAGUCCACCAAAGUUCGCCAUUUUCGGGCAAAAUAGGUAAAAAGCUGGAGGGUAUUUUUGUUGUUUCUACCGGAACCACAAAAAAAAAACAUCAUCGAUUUCCCCCCUCCCAAAGAUUGUGAAAGUUGCCAACAAUUUCGAAUCUGGGUUAGGUUCGGCCGGAGCCUGACGGAUCAUGAGGUUAUCGGGCGCUCUAUCGGGGGUUUGGUUGUUUUGGUUGUCUUGGAUGCUGCAAAGCCUUGGCAAGAUUCAGCCGAGGGACGCAGCAUUAGAAUAAAGAUUUCAUGCUCUCCUCCCCCAUCCCCCAUCCCCCUCCACACUGGAAUGGAAACCGGUCGGCAGUUGCACCGGUGUCCCAAGCAAAAGGGCAGGGUAGGGGGAGGAGUGUGAUCGUUUCGGAACCUACAGGGAGCUGCGGGGAUUCACCCGCGGACGAUCGCAAGAGGGGGAGAGGCGGCGGCACGUGUGUUAUCGCAAUCCGGUUCUCUGGAGCUCCCUUCUAGCCAACACACACAGAAUCCGAUCGGAUCGGAUCGGAUCGUACGCACACCACCGCAGCCCAGCCGCGGCUAAGGCGGUGUCGGUGCCUUAAAGCCAUACGAUCGCGCGUCCGCGUAGCUCAAUCCACUACUGACCGCGGACGGUGUCGCACGCGGUUUGUUGUGCAGCCUCACUCACAUCGAAUCUGCCGGUCCAUAGGCCCAUCCUCAAAACACAUCCCAACGACACAAUGCUAUCGCGAACGGUCGCGGUGCUUGCCGCGGUAGCGCUAAUGGCGGGCCUGGUCGCCUCCCAGGAUACGCUCGACGACCUCUACCUCUCGCUGUACAAUCUGACCGAGAACAAAAACACUGUCACGGAACCGCCAGCACCACCGCCGGCGCCGGCAGCAGCAGCAGCUCCGGCGGCGGCCCCCGCCCCCGCUCCGGCCCCUGCCCAGCCGCGCUACACCUGCACCGGCGAGUGUGUACAGUACUAUCUGUGCAGCGACAACAAGAUCAUCACCGACGGCGCCGGCAUCAUCGACAUCCGUGUCGGCGAAGAUCCGGCCGAGGAGUACGAGUGUCCCCACUUCCUGAACACGUGCUGUGAGAAGGACUCCGUGCUGGAUGAGCCGCCACCAAGCGCUACCAAGGCACCGCCGACCAGCGUGCCGGAUGCGCGCCGUCCGACCUGCGGUAUGCGCAACGAGAACGGCAUCGGCUUCCGCAUCGAGGGCCAGAAGGAUGGCGAGUCCGAGUACGGCGAGUUCCCGUGGAUGUUGGCCGUGCUGCGGGAGGAGCGUGUCGCCGACAGCAACCUGAACGUGUACGAGUGCGGUGCGUCGCUGAUCGCGCCGAACGUGGUACUGACCGCGGCCCACUGCGUGUUCAACAAGCAGAAGGAGCAGCUGCUGAUACGGGCCGGCGAAUGGGACACGCAGACGCGCAACGAGCUGUACCAGCAUCAGGAUCGCCGGGUCGCUGAGGUCAUCACGCACGAAGCGUUCAACAAGGCGUCGCUGGCGAACGAUGUGGCACUGCUGAUACUCACCGAGCCGUUCCAGCUGGCCGAGAACGUGCAGCCGAUCUGUCUGCCGCCGAAGGGGACGUCGUUCGAUCGCACCAAGUGUUUCGCCUCCGGCUGGGGCAAGAACGUGUUUGGCAAGGAGGGCAAGUACCAGGUGAUACUGAAGAAGGUCGAGCUGCCGGUGGUGCCGCACACCGAGUGCCAACAGUCACUGCGCAGCACGCGGCUGGGCAAGCGGUUCGCGCUGCACCAGAGCUUCCUGUGCGCUGGCGGUGUGGCUGGAAAGGACACGUGCCGUGGUGAUGGAGGCUCUCCGCUGGUGUGUCCGGUUCCGGGAUCGCCCACCCACUACUAUCAGGCGGGUAUCGUGGCGUGGGGCAUUGGCUGCGGCGAGAACGGCAUCCCCGGUGUGUACGGCAAUGUGGCGUUCUUCCGCGACUGGAUCGAUCAGCAGCUGGUGCAGCGUAGCAUUCUAGCACGGGACUAUGUCUACACGCCGUAAGCUCCACUCUUGGACUCAACUCUUUCGACAAAAAAUGGAGACAAUCGUUUAGUAACGUGCAGCAUAUACUUGUAUUAAGGUUGACGUAAUAAUAAAAACCUAAAAAAAAACAUAAAUAUGCAGAAUUUCUUAGUAUUAAAUUGAAGCGCGCUUGGAGAUUCAAAAGGAAGAUUCCUUCAAAACGCCAUCAGAUUCAUUGGGAGUAUUCAUUGCUGCCUUCGACAAAUAAUUGACAAUGAAGAAAUUAAAACUGAAGGAUUGGAUAUGAUAUAUUCCAAGGUCUAUACAUUAUUAUAGGUUAGUCUGUCCGUGUGUACUUUGACAACUCUCCUCUUGACAGUCGGCGAGAACAAGGAUUCGUAAAAAAUCCUCAGCAACCAUAGCUGCCCUGCUGGCAAUCUCUGUAUAAAUACUCAACUAUCACGGCGACCCAAAAUCAGAGCUUUGUCCAGCUUCUACGCCAUGAUAUAAAACCAGCACCAUCGCAAACUGUCACAUUCAUAGUUAAUACUUAGAGGCAAAUGAAGCCAGUUGGCUCAAAGUCUCUAUAAAACUAGUAACAAAAAAAAAACUUCAUUAAUUCUCUCAGUAAACGAAAGCAUUUUCACGAAUUAAGCAUAUGCUAUAGCAGUAUAGCAGUAUAGAAAGUAUAGCUAGACCAAUGUUUAUUUGACUGUCGGAGGAGAACGACUCUUCAUACAAAUCUAGCCCAGCCAUGGGUGUGAUCAGCUCAUGAAGGGUUUGAAGGAUGACUGUCCCAAUAACCAAUCAUUUAACAUCGACAUCCUCGCAUAAAUCCGAUGUUCAUUCGACAGAUGUUCAGUUUUGCUAAGCGACUGAGUUGCUACUAUCUAGCAGAAGGUUAGAAGAAGGAGUAACUUCUAGAGUAUAUCAAUUAUAGUUGCAUUCUCCAGUUCAAGGAAAAUUCAUUGAUCAACACAAAACAAAGCCCAGUUCUUGAGAAUUGUUGAUAAGAUUAAAUGGCUUGGGUGAUCAUUGCUUACACCAAAACAAUCGUCUCUUGUACGAUCGUGACUUACUCUCAUAUUUUAUAACCGCACAAUCGUACAAUCAUUUGUUGUGUCAAUAACGGCAAGGGCUCGCCAAUCAAAGGGCCUGCUGAGGGAUUAUCUCAGACAAAAUGGUAUAAAAGAACUUGAGAGUGAUCUUGCUUGGGAAGAUCUCGUCUGGAACUCUCCCAGCAAAGACGCUAUCAGUGCAUUUCAGUGCAGAUUGCAGACCGGACAAAUUACUACGAACGAUCGUGUGUGCUGCAGUUAUCGCUUGAAGAUGCGGUGGCAGGUUGGUGCUUUCUUCAUUCUGCUAGUUACCUUCGGAGAUCCUGCGAAGGGCCAUGCUAUUAAAGGAAUAGAGUCCGACGAGAGUUGGGAUAUACCCAACUCAAACGCAAACACAUCUCCAAACGCUGUAAGUAUGCAGUGGAAGGCAUCAGUGAAAGUGUGUUGCAAACUUGUCCUAUCCUGUAACCUGACCCUGUUUACAGAGCUGUACCGGCGAGUGCGUGCCGUACUAUCUUUGCAAAGACAACAAGAUCAUCAAGAACGGUGGAGGUGUGAUAGAUGUUAGAGUUAAUGCUGAACCUGAAUGCCCUCACUAUUUGGAAACAUGCUGUAAUGCACGCUCCGUACUAGAUAGUCCUCCACCGGGCGUAAUCAAACCAUCGGGACGCACCGAGCAGGUCCGUCCGACCUGUGGUGUGCGCAAUAAAAAUGGGCUCGGUUUUAGCGUGACCGGUGUCAAGGACGGUGAAUCACAUUAUGGUGAGUUCCCUUGGAUGGUGGCCGUAAUGCUAUCAAGUCCAAUGGACAAUAGCGAGAGUAUCUUGAAUGUAUACCAGUGCGGUGGUUCAGUGAUCGCUCCGAACGUUGUCCUGACGGCGGCACACUGUGUGUUUAACAAGCCGACAAAGCAGCUGCUGCUUCGGGCCGGCGAAUGGGACACACAAACAGAACAUGAGCUAUACAUGCACCAGAACCGUCGAGUGGCUGAGGUCAUCUUACAUGAGGCGUUUGACAACGAAUCAUUGGCGAACGAUGUGGCACUGCUAACCCUCGCCGAGCCGUUCCAGCUGGGAGAAAACGUGCAGCCGAUCUGUCUGCCGCCGAGUGGAACAUCGUUCGACUAUCAGCACUGUUUCGCUUCCGGCUGGGGUAAGGAUCAGUUUGGCAAGGAGGGCAAGUACCAGGUGAUACUGAAGAAGGUCGAGCUGCCGGUCGUACCGCACGCUAAAUGUCAAGAGACAAUGCGAUCUCAACGGGUUGGCAAUUGGUUUGUGCUGGACCAGAGCUUCCUGUGUGCCGGUGGCGUGGCCGGGCAGGAUAUGUGCCGUGGUGAUGGAGGCUCUCCGCUGGUGUGCCCGAUUCCGGGAUCGCCCACCCACUACUAUCAGGCGGGCAUCGUGGCGUGGGGACUCGGGUGCGGCGAGGAUGGGAUCCCCGGCGUGUACGGUAAUGUGGCGUUCCUCCGCGAUUGGAUCGAUCAGCAGUUGGUUGAGAAUAGUAUUCUAGCACGGGAUUACUACACAUUCCAAGCUCAAUAAAAAUUUAAGCCUCUUGAACCAGAAGAAGCCAUCCGACAUAUUUGUUUUCUUGUUUAAUCGAAAUGGUUGUAUAUGUUUCACUCCUGGUCCUUUCAACGAACAACAAAAGAAUAUACUCAUCAAUGUCUGAAGAUAUUAAGCCUACGCUUGCUAAAAGGAUAAUUAAUAAAUCCUCAAAGUCAGCUGAUAGUGUAGUACAUGCAGCUUUCCAGAA